Molecule: messenger RNA, 1903 nt
Organism: Branchiostoma belcheri (Belcher's lancelet)
Lineage: Eukaryota; Metazoa; Chordata; Leptocardii; Amphioxiformes; Branchiostomatidae
Exons: 4
Coding region: 1-1857 (618 amino acids)
Biological process (GO): negative regulation of translation; proteasome-mediated ubiquitin-dependent protein catabolic process; protein polyubiquitination
Molecular function (GO): protein binding; ubiquitin protein ligase activity; translation repressor activity
Source: RefSeq, a predicted model, not a curated record
AUGGCGUGCGCUCCUGAGCAAGUCGAAGCGGUACAGAAAAAUCUCCGAUCAAAGAUACCAGCUGUACGUGAAACUUUCCACCGUCAGAGCUUCACUUUACAGCGUAUUGAGGAGGGCGACUGCACUUACGAGGAACCCCGACAGACGUGCGACUGCACCUACGAGAAACCCCGACAGACGUGCGACUGUACGUACGAGAAACCUCAAGAGACGUGCGACUGUACGUACGACAAACCUCAAGAGACGUGCGACUGUACCUACGACGAACCCCGACAGACGUGCGACUGUACCUACGACAAACCUAAAGAGACGUGCGACUGUACGUACGACAAACCUCAAGAGACAUGCGACUGCACCUACGAAGAACCCCGACAGACGUGCGACAGUACCUACGACGAACCGCAUCAGACGUGCAACUGUACGUACGAGAAACCUCAAGAGACGUGCGACAGUACCUACGACGAACCCCGACAGACGUGCGACUGCACCUACGAGAAACCUCAAGAGACGUGCGACUGUACGUACGAAGAACCCCGACAGACGUGCGACUGUACGUACGAAGAACCCCGACAGACGUGCGACUGUACGUACGACGAACCGCAAGAGACUCGCGAUGAACCCCGACAGACGCACGACGGUACGGACGAACCCCCUGCGAUCAGACUUAUACCGCCGCCAUCUCAAGAAGCAUCUCAACACGCGGAAAGACAAACAGAUGCGCCCCAGGAGGACCCGCCAUCGGCUUCAGACACGGGAGAGGGAGAGGACCAGAAGUGUUCCCUGCCCGUGAAGUUUCCACUCCGCAGUGUUCUCACCACCGCUGCCGUGAUCAUUGUUAUCCUCAUCAUCAUUCCCAACAUCACGACUGUCUCAAACAUGGCCGGGAGGACGACAGCUCAUCCAGACACACAGGUGAGAGACAGACAGACAUUUUCAAUCUACUUAUGUCAUGCCCCGACUCCAUAUCUACUCGCAUCAAGCAUGCCCACCAUAUCGUGCAGAGCUGAUAUCAGGAAGUCAAGAGCAGGCCUGACACUACGCACUGGACCCCUGGCCAACAAAAUAAGUCCGCUUGCAGUCGCUAUUUCAAACAACAACGAUGAAAUCUUCAUAGCUGAUUAUAACAAUUGGUGUAUCUUAGUAUACAACACCACAGGGGCUUGUAUUGGCCAUUUCAAAACCAUGGUGCUAAACGAAGUCCUUGGCUUUUUGACCCGUUUUCGUCCUGUUGGCGUGGCAGUGGACAGGGAGGGGGGCAUUUGGGUGGCGGGGCAUAACUAUGUGGUCAGAUAUAACAGAGAGGGCGGAAUUCUUUGCCGCAUUUUCAUAAGUGGUAGGCUGGCAUACGGGGUCGCCGUCAACAGUGAAACAGGCGAGGUUAUUGUUGUUGGAUGUGACCAUAAACCCGUGAGGAAUUCGACUGGGUGCAGUACCAGCAUCUACCGCCAGGACGGCACUCUCGUGCGUGGUAGGUUCACCACAGGGCCCGAGAUGAAGGGACCCGGGUAUGUGGCAGUGGGGAAGGGCGGGAAGAUCUUUGUGUCGGACUGGUUCGGGGACUCUGUUAACGUGUAUGACAGCAAAGGGCGGUUUGAAUUCAGCUUUAGAGUGCUUGAGCGCGCUGGGCGGAAAGAUAGACUGUUGGAGGGUCCGCGUGGUCUGUGUUCCGUUAGUUCUGGUCAUAUACUGGUGUCGGAUUUUGGAAACAACCGGGUUGCCAUGUUUACCGCUACGGGUCAGUUCGUGCGUGACAUGGUCACUGAUAUCAGAAAACCACAUGGCGUGGUCUUCAGAGGGCGUUUAUUGGUCAUUGUUGGUGAGAGUAUUAAAAUUUACACUCAUUACAUUAUCAAUUAGAGAGUAGGACCGGCAGCAUAUAGCCUCUACCAGGUACACUUCUAAG